This is a messenger RNA of Homarus americanus (American lobster), 4004 nucleotides long. Its product is annotated as NAD(P) transhydrogenase, mitochondrial-like. Gene Ontology annotation, molecular function: NADP binding; NAD binding. Bases 118 to 3345 code for a protein of 1075 amino acids. Gene Ontology annotation, biological process: NADPH regeneration; proton transmembrane transport. Lineage: Eukaryota; Metazoa; Arthropoda; Malacostraca; Decapoda; Nephropidae. Gene Ontology annotation, cellular component: mitochondrial inner membrane. The record is from RefSeq and is a predicted model, not a curated record. The transcript has 18 exons.
GCGCAGGGGAGAAACAGCAGACGCUCUCCAGCACUCAGCCGGGCUGGGGCAACGCGUUCUCCACAACUUUCUCUUCGUCAUUUUCUGUCUCUAGUUCCUUUUGCCCAACUCAGCGAGAUGGCGUCAAUACUGCGCUUCUCGUUGACGACGCUCGAGGGAGCAGCAGGGAGUGGACGUAGACCACUUAUCAGCGCCAUCCGAGGAUUACGAACACACACGCGUCUUCGUGAAGCUGUAAAACCUGCUGAGCCAAUCCCCGGUAUACCAUACAAGAACUUAACCAUUGGUGUACCCAAAGAAAUAUGGCAGAAUGAGAGGAGAGUGGCACUUGCUCCAGCAUCUGUGGCUGCCCUUACCAAGAGAGGUUUCAACAUAGCCAUUGAAGAUGGUGCAGGUCUGGAGGCUAAGUACCACAAUGUAGCCUUUGAGGAAGCUGGAGCCAAAAUUGUGGAUAGGAAUUCUGCAUUUGCAUCUGAUAUCGUGUUGAAGAUUCGUCAGCCACAGCUAGAGGAAGUAGGCUUGCUGAAGGAUGGCAGCACUUUGGUAUCCUUCUUUUACCCAGCACAAAACAAGGAGCUCAUUGACCAUUUGGCUGCUAAAAAUUUGACUGUGUUUGCGAUGGACUGUGUGCCGAGGAUAUCUCGUGCUCAGGUAUUUGAUGCACUGAGUUCUAUGGCCAACAUUGCCGGUUACCGAGCCGUUGUUGAAGCCUCCAAUCACUUUGGCCGCUUCUUCACAGGUCAGAUAACAGCUGCAGGUAAAGUUCCUCCUGCCAAAGUUUUAGUUAUUGGUGGUGGUGUUGCUGGUUUGGCUGCUGUUGGCCAAGCCAAGAAUAUGGGUGCCAUUGUUCGAGCUUUUGACACCCGAGCAGCUGUAAAAGAACAAGUGGAGUCAUUUGGAGCAGAGUUCUUGGAAUUACAUGUGGAGGAAUCUGGUGAGGGUACUGGUGGCUAUGCAAAAGAGAUGUCAAAAGAAUUUAUAGAAGCAGAGAUGGCCUUGUUUGCCAAACAGGCUAGGGAGGUAGAUAUUAUCAUCUCCACAGCUCUUAUACCAGGGAAAAGGGCACCAGUUUUGAUUAAAAAGGAACAUAUAGACGCCAUGAAGCCAGGAUCGGUUGUAGUUGACUUGGCAGCAGAAGCCGGUGGUAAUAUUGAAACAACUGUACCCGGUGAAGUAUCGGUUUACAAUGAUGUCACUCAUGUUGGACUGACAGACCUGCCUUCUCGUUUACCCACCCAAGCUUCCUUCUUGUAUGGCAAUAACAUUUCAAAGUUCUUGCUGUCCAUUGGUGAGAAAGAUCAUUUCAAUGUCAAUCUGGAAGAUGAGGUAGUAAGAGGGUCUAUCAUCCUCCAAAAUGGAAAGUUGCUUUGGCCCCCACCACCUCCCCCAGAACCAUCACCAGCUGCAUUGGCAAGCACACAAGCAGCAGCAGCAGCAGCAGCAGCAGCAGCAGCAGUUGUGAAGGAACCUCCACCACCACCCAAUUACUUCAACAUCACCAUGAAGGAUGCUCUAAUGUAUUCCUCAGGUUUGGCCAGCUUGGCAGGGUUGGGCAUGGGUUCACCCAAUGCUGCCAUGACUCAGAUGAUGACCACAUUUGCCUUGUCUGGAAUUGUGGGCUACCACACAGUCUGGUCUGUCACACCUGCCCUCCACUCCCCACUCAUGUCUGUCACAAAUGCCAUAUCAGGUAUUACUGCUGUGGGUGGUCUAUUGCUGAUGGAUGGAGGUUACUACCCCACCAAUGUCAUCCAAGCCUUAGCUGCCUCUGCUGCCUUCAUCUCCUUCAUCAAUAUCUUUGGUGGUUUUCUUGUUACCCAGAGGAUGUUGGACAUGUUCAAGCGGCCAACUGAUCCUCCCGAAUACAAAUAUCUGUAUGGUAUUCCUGCUGCAACCUUCCUUGGUGGUUAUGCUGCUACUGCUGCUGCUGGCUACACAGAGAGUCACCAGAUGGCCUACCUUGCUGCCUCCCUCUGCUGUGUUGGUGCCUUGGCAGGACUCUCAAACCAGAAGACUAGCAGACUUGGCAACACACUAGGCAUGAUUGGUGUAUCAGGAGGAAUUGCUGCAACCAUUGGCCAGCUUGUGCCUUCUAACCCAGUGUUGAUGCAAAUGGGUGGAGCUGCUGCCAUGGGUGGAAUCAUCGGUACCACCAUUGCCAAGAAGAUUGAGAUUACUGACCUUCCUCAGCUAGUAGCUGCCUUCCAUAGUUUGGUUGGUGCUGCUGCUGUGUUGACCUGCAUAGCCACAUUCUUGCACGACUUCCCUCACUUCGCCACUGACCCAGCUGCCAAUGCCAUAAAGACUGCUCUCUUCUUCGGUACUUACAUUGGAGGAGUUACCUUCAGUGGUUCACUGGUGGCUUAUGGCAAACUGCAAGGUCUCUUAAGUUCGGCACCCUUACUCUUGCCUGGCCGCCACGCUUUAAAUGCUGGUCUUCUUACUGCCAACGUGGGGGCUAUGGCUUACUACAUGAUCGACCCCUCUCUCAAUGUGGGUCUUACUAUGUUAGGAACCACGACUACCCUGUCGGCUGUUAUGGGUGUCACCCUCACAAUGGCUAUUGGAGGUGCUGACAUGCCCGUUGUGAUCACGGUCCUGAACAGUUACUCUGGCUGGGCGUUGUGUGCUGAGGGCUUCAUGUUAAACAAUAACCUCAUGACUGUUGUUGGCGCUCUGAUUGGUUCCUCUGGUGCAAUUCUGUCAUACAUCAUGUGCAAGGCAAUGAAUCGAUCCUUACCCAAUGUCAUAUUGGGUGGCUUUGGCACUUCCUCUACUGGUGGUGGAAAGCCCAUGGAGAUCACAGGAACACACACUGAGACCAAUGUUGACCAGACUGUGGAGAUGAUGACUAAUGCCAAGAACAUUAUCAUUGUACCAGGCUAUGGAUUGUGUGUUGCAAAAGCUCAGUACCCAAUUGCUGAAAUGGUGGAUAUUCUAAAGAAGAAGGGCAAGAAUGUUAGGUUUGGCAUCCACCCUGUAGCUGGUCGCAUGCCCGGACAGCUUAAUGUCCUGCUGGCAGAGGCUGGAGUACCAUAUGACCUGGUCCUUGAGAUGGACGAGAUCAAUGAUGAUUUCUCAGAAACUGAUUUGGUGUUGGUUAUUGGUGCCAAUGAUACUGUCAAUUCUGCUGCUGAAGAUGACCCCAACUCCAUCAUUGCCGGCAUGCCAGUCUUACGUGUCUGGGUUUCCAACCAGGUUGUUGUGAUGAAGCGCUCACUGGGUGUGGGCUAUGCUGCUGUUGACAACCCAAUCUUCUUUAAAACAAACACCAACAUGCUGCUUGGAGAUGCUAAGAAGACAUGUGAUGCUCUCCUCACCAAACUCAAAGAACACUAUGAUUAAUUCUUAUCAGAGCUUACAAGAAGAUGCCAGGCAACUAGAGUCUCUCAAGUCAACAUAACGGUUCACUAUUUUAAUUUAUUUAAAAUUUUCAUUCCUUCAACAUGUCAACAAGAUCUCAAGUUUGUUCCCUGGGUUGUAGACACUUUAUUUAGCAUCUCAGUAUCUCAGUUUUGUUUCUUGGUAAGUUAAUAGUAAAGGCAGAUUCAGUAUUGUUCAGUAAUAUUGUAUCCUUAAAAUUUUGGUAUGAAUUGUGUUGACCUUGGCACUUGUCAGUGAUAUUGGCAUGUAUAUAACACAUAAGCAUACAGUGUACCAAAAUAUCCUCAGUUAUGCCUUCACUAGUGUAAUUACAUAGUAUAUAGUUUUCUAAAUUUCAACAAUUAAAUGCUGGUGGUGAGAAGGUGUCUUUGGCAUUGACACACAGUUAAUGGCCGAAAUGUAUAAAACCAUGUAAAAUAUUGCUGUAUUUUUCUCAGAAUCAUGUAAAAUUGUUGUUUUUAUGUUUGAGUAAAUUAAAAUGGCAGCAUCCUUGUGUUAGUGAAGCUGAUAGUGUUUUAUCAAUGACAAAAAUGACUUGUGCGUUGUUGCAAGUUCAGGGUGUGUAUGGGGUCUGAGUUGUGAGAGAAUCUAUUUUAGCUGUAAUUAAAUACUUAAUGCCA